AUUUUGUACACUCAGCGAAUCAGUAACGUCCCAGUCAGCGAUCACCGGAUUAUAGUCAAAUUUUCAUCUUUCAAUUGAUGCCGUAGAAUGUUGAUUACAAAGCUAUGUCUAACUCUCAUUCACUUUUGUAUAACAGCUAAUCGUUUUGUGGUGUCUUUCAUAAAACGACUAGAAACAAGUUGGCCCGUUCAUAUAUACAACUCUUUUUAUAUAAAGAAUUAUCCCUCAAAAAUGAACCAUGCUCCAGAGCAUUUAGCAAUAGUUGUUCUCGAGGAUAGCAUUUCUUUUCAGAAACUCAGUCAAAUCAUUUCGUGGUCUGGGUUGGCUGGAAUUCGUUAUGUUACGCUAUUUGAUCCAAAAGGCAUUAUUAAAAGAAGCAAAGACGAAAUAGAAUAUCAAUUAAGAAAGAGAAGUUUACUGAGUUCAAGUGAGAAGAAAGUAAAUUUCGUUUUUCAUACUACUACUGUUCAGAAUAAAAAUGGUUAUGACACAAAUACAACUAACGUUAUCCUGUUAUCAAGAGAAGACAAUCAAAGAAAAUUGGUUAACGUUUCUAGGCAGUUGUGCGAUAAUACACAACAUUCGGAAGUAAAUGUUGAAUACAUAGACGCCCUGCUCAAAAAUGUCUUUCAAUUUCCGGAUCCAAAUGUAAUUUUUAAUUUUGGCAAUGUUAGCUGCUUGGCAGGAUUUCUCCCGUGGCAUAUAAGGCUAUCAGAGAUAAUAUCUUUUGAUACAAUGAAAAAUUUGGAUUACUCUUCAUUUCAAUCCAAUCUAGAAAAGUUUCAUAAGAUAGAGAAGCGAUUUGGCAAAUAACUUAAAUCGAAAAUUGUUUUGUUAUGAGUAACUUUUGUUGAAAUAAUUGAAUAUUCCGUCUGUUCUUUUUCUCAUUCUCAAUUAUAUAUAUGCCCUAAUAAAAGCAAAAAUAAUUGAAACUAACUAAUAGCAAACAAAAAAGGGAAUUCAUAAUAUAAAAAUCUUUGAAA
Molecule: messenger RNA, 983 nt
Organism: Dimorphilus gyrociliatus
Lineage: Eukaryota; Metazoa; Annelida; Polychaeta; Dinophilidae
Source: the annotation of a GenBank genome assembly